AUGUCCAACGAUCAAAUAAAUAAAGCAGAUAUCGUAUCAGAGUCUAGUGGCCACUCUAUUGACAAAACUGCUGAUGAGUACGACCGCCGAAGGAGUAGAAGAGAGGAAGACUAUAACGAGCGCAGGAAUAGGAAUAGACGUGGCAGUCCCAGAUAUGGAAACACUAGAGCUCUUGUACCUCCAAAAUUCGAGGGUGAACCGGGAAGCACACGCUGGAUAGAGAGCCGUGCAGAAUACAGGAAAAACGUCAAAUUUAGCAUAUGGCCACCAUCACCACCUGGUCCAACUUUUGCGUCCUUGUCACCACCAUCGAGAGACACACAGAAGAGGCGACACAAAUCUGGAUACGAGAGAAGACAUAAGCAUCGACGGAAGCAUGACGAUGAGCAACGUAGGCACGAACGUGAAAACGAGAAGACGAGUGAUACGGCUCUGUCGACAAACGAAUACGCUAACUACGAUGAGGAUAUUGGCCCAGCACCACUCCCGGAAGAUCUCAUAAAGUUACGCGAGAGGGAUUAUGGCAGUGAUAUGCUUCGUGGUGAAGGAUCUGCAAUGGCACAGUACGUACAGGAGGGUGAACGUAUACCACGCCGUGGUGAAAUAGGGCUUGAGAGUAAUGAUAUAGACAAAUUCGAGCAGGCUGGCUAUGUCAUGUCUGGGAACAGACAUAAGAAGAUGAACGAAGUUCGUGUUCGUAAAGAGAACCAAGUUUAUUCCGCGGAAGAGAAACGCAAGAUGCUCAAACAGUCUGCUGAAGAGAGACUAAAGAAGGAGAAUGAAAUAGUGGCAUCUUUUAGGGAACUCGUCAGUGAGAAACUGAGUGACUCUAAAGAGAAGAAAUAA
This is a messenger RNA of Wallemia mellicola CBS 633.66, 846 nucleotides long. Its product is annotated as DUF926-domain-containing protein. NCBI's taxonomy places the organism in Eukaryota, Fungi, Basidiomycota, Wallemiomycetes, Wallemiales, Wallemiaceae. Gene Ontology annotation, cellular component: nucleus. Gene Ontology annotation, molecular function: chromatin binding. Gene Ontology annotation, biological process: regulation of gene expression. The coding region runs from base 1 to 846 and encodes 281 amino acids. The transcript is spliced from 3 exons. The record is from RefSeq and is a predicted model, not a curated record.